AUGACAACUACAAGGACUGGCUGCACUUGCUGCGCAAAGAAGAAGUCAGAGAGUGGUAUCAAUUCAGCCAAAAAACGGGUGCACAUGAAGUACUUCUUUGACUCUCAAGUGGGAUUCUUUGAGACUUUGGACGGAAAUGCUAUGAGAGGAGCUUCGGAAGAGCGAGAGGGGAGCCAGAGAGACGGAACACGGCGACGAAAACGGAAUCGAAGCAGAGCAGUCGAAGCAGAAGAGGGAAGGAUUUUUGUACCUCAAACGCCGAAGGCUUUGCUGGGUUGCGUCACGCCACCUGAACUGGGCUCUACGCCUGUCGCAACUCCACAGUUUAUGGUUCCGACUGAGACAGGCUUCCGCCAGCAUAGAGGGCCUACAAUCACCAUUCCAUCUAUGUCCACACCGAGAAGCGCGGACAACCUCUUGGACUUGACGGCAGAAGAUCCAUCAUCAGACGCAAAGGGUGUGAACACCGUCACAGCCGGCUGGCCCGUCCUUUGCACAGCAGCCCAGCAGGGCAACAUGGAAUCUGUGCGACAGCUUCUGGAAGCGAAACCAAUCGGUGCAGAUCCAAAUAUUCCAAAUUGCUUGGGUGCGCAUCCUUUGUUCUAUGCACUUUGCCACUGGAGAAUCCGGAUGUUUCGCCUUUUGGUGAAACAUGGAGCAGACAUCGGCAGGGCGAGGAGCGAGAAGAAGGAGUCCCUGAAGGACUAUGCGGAAAGGAAAGUGAAGCAGGCAGCUCAACUGAAGCGCUUUGGGGCGGCGUACUUUGCGUCGCCUUCACGACUGGAGCUGUUGCAGGCAGUUGGUGCGCGAGGAGCAGCAAGAGCUGCUAGGAAAGCAGCUGCGGCGGCAGAGUCAUCCCGUGCCAAGCGCCGAAGAGUGAACGGCGGUGGAUCGAUAUCAGUGCCUUCUCGCAUGUCUGCAUGCCUGGAUCCAUAUGGAGGCAGUGGAUCCAUUGACCUAACCGCUGAUGGGGAUGCGGAGCAACUGCUGCAAGCUGGAACACUUCGAGCAGAGGCUGAUGAAGGUAUGGACGGAGUCGAGGGAGACAGCACCAAGGAAGCCAUCGAAGAAGGAGAUGCUCCCGAAAUGGAAGACAAUGAACUUGCAGCUCUGUUGGGUGAAGCUCUGCGUGAGGAUGAUGAGGAGCAUGUCGAUUCUGCAGCGGAUGCCCUUGGCCAAUACCCCGAGCAAGAUGGGAGCAAAGGGGUCGAAGAGCCUGAGCCACUCCCAACUGAGACUCCAACAUGA
Molecule: messenger RNA, 1248 nt
Organism: Durusdinium trenchii
Lineage: Eukaryota; Dinophyceae; Suessiales; Symbiodiniaceae
Source: the annotation of a GenBank genome assembly